This is a messenger RNA of Trichomonas vaginalis G3, 782 nucleotides long. RefSeq names its product protein of unknown function, DUF4106 family. The transcript has a single exon. NCBI's taxonomy places the organism in Eukaryota, Parabasalia, Trichomonadida, Trichomonadidae. The record is from RefSeq and is a predicted model, not a curated record. The annotation marks the transcript as partial.
AUGGAACAAGAUGUUAUAAAUUUGAAAAACCAUACUACUCAAUAUAAAGUACUGAAAGAUGAAGAAAUAAAACAAAAAGCCCUGAAGACAUAUAUGGAUAGCGAUGAGUAUAAAAAAGAAGUUGAAGCAAAUGUAAAGGCAGAAAAACUUUUACAGUUGCAAAACCAAACCGUACAGUAUGAAAACUUAGCACAAGAAAGUAAAAAUAACGACGCAGCCAUGCAAAAGGCAAUGAAAAGUGCAGAAUAUAUAAAAGCUAAUAAUGACUGGUUAGAUGCCCAAGCCAACGCUAAAGCAGCCCAACUUAUAGGGUCAAUAAGGACAAAAAUACAAGCGGAUGAAGAUAGUUCAAAUGAAGCUUUAACAAAUGCUGACUUUAAGAACGCCUUCGAAGCUCUUCAUAGUAAGGUGAAACUAGUGAACGACUUCUCAUCUGGAAAGAAACUGAAGUCUGAAGGUUUCGACAAAGAGUUAAAAGAAGUAGCACAAAAUAUGACGAAAAUAACAGAUGCAGCAACGAGACAGGCAGUUCAAAGUGCCUAUGACGCCGUUAGAGCAACUGUUGUGAAAAGUCAAGAAAAAGAGUUACAACAGACCAAAACAGACCUAGUAAAUGCUUUCUUAAGAACGAAAAGUCAGGUAGGACAUUACGCUGCAGAUGGAACAUAUGUGCCAGCUGGUGGAAUUUAUAUACCACCAAACCCUCCAAGAGAAGCACCUGCACCAGGACUACCUAGAACAUUUACAUCGUCACAUGGACACAGACACAGGCAUGCACCAAA